AUGAAGCGCAGUGUCUCAUGUGUGUCCGUUUUUUUUCUUUACACCUUGGUUUCUGAGUUUUUCUUCAACUGGAGAUCAUGGAAUCCAAGAAUGCAAUUCAAGAAAAGAUUGAUCCAGAUCGCUGGAUUAUUCAAUAAUCUGCGGAUAGAGGAGGAAGAACAAGAAGAGUUAUGUGUCUCUGUGUUUAGUGUGCCCAAGGACCUAUUGGCAGCUAAGCCGGAAGCAUACACUCCACAGUGUGUUUCCAUUGGGCCAUAUCACCACUGGAGAUCCGAGCUGAAUGAAAUGGAAAGAUACAAGCUCGCUGCUGCCCGGGCAUUCCAAAAACUAAUUGAAGGUCACAGCUUCGAGUCCGUAGUCAAAGAGGUACGCAACUACGAGCGCCGAAUUCGGAGCUGCUAUCACAAAUACCUCGACUAUAACGGCGAAGCCCUGGCAUGGCUCAUGGCUUUGGACGCCUGCUUUGUGUUGGAAUGCUUACACUUCUUGGCCAAGCCAGCUUACCAAGAUUCUUCAGAGGGAAUUCAGGUGGCAAAAUGUUUAGACCCAUUCGGCAGAAGCGGUACCCACAACGCCAUAUUGAGAGACGUGACGAUGCUGGAAAAUCAGUUGCCGCUGUUCCUCUUGCAGAAGCUGUUGGAGAUCCAGCUGGGUUCAAAAGACAUGGCAGAAGAAAGGCUCUCCAGUCUGGACGAGAAGCCGCCCUCGCCCGACCAAACAGGCGUGGCACAAGAAUACAGCUGUUUAUGGAAGGCUCUUACUUCGUUGGACAUUGGCCCCAUUCGAGAAUUCAGGAAGCGUGUGCUGAAACAUAGGGUCGUCCAGUUUCUAAUGAAGUUGCCCCUACACCUCCUGUCUGUUUUGGGUAACCUGCCAGUGUUGCGCCUGUUUAAGGGUCCCUUAACUUUUCUGUUUGGAUCCAACGAAAUAGAGAAGGAAGAGGAAGAAAGCUCCUCUGUGGAGACUCCGCCUACACGGUACGAGCUGGACGUUCCGUCUGUUGCCGAUUUGUAUUCUGCGGGAGUGAAGUUCGUUCCCACUGAUGGUGACCUCACAACAAUUCGCUUCGAUCAGGCGACUGCUACUCUUUAUCUGCCCAAAGUAAGGUUGGACUCAAACACAGAAGUAAUUAUCAGAAAUCUGGCAGCGUUCGAAGCUUCAGCGGUUCCGGGUACUUUGUUUUUUAUUCGCUAUACGGAUUUCACGAACGGCAUCAUCGACACAGACGAAGAUGUCCGACUACUGAGAGAGAGUGGAAUCAUUUACAAUCAUCUGGAGAGCGACAGGAAAGUGGCAAGUCUGUGGAACGGCAUGGGGAAAUGUGUGAAAUUGUCAAAAGUAAAGUAUUUAGACAAAGCCAUUGCAGACCUGAAUAGGUAUUAUAAGCGGACAUGGAGCGUGGCGGUGGUGGAAUACGUGAGGAAAUACAUAUUUGGUUCAUGGCCGUAUCUGUCUUUACUGGCUGCGCUAGUUCUGUUGCUUCUCACAUGUUUCCAGGUAUUCUGCUCUAUAUAUAACUGUAAACGUUGGAUGAAGGACACCAAUUUAUUUCAGGAGUAA
Molecule: messenger RNA, 1560 nt
Organism: Cryptomeria japonica (Japanese cedar)
Lineage: Eukaryota; Viridiplantae; Streptophyta; Pinopsida; Cupressales; Cupressaceae
Product: putative UPF0481 protein At3g02645
Exons: 2
Coding region: 1-1560 (519 amino acids)
Source: RefSeq, a predicted model, not a curated record